GCGGCCAGCGCACGCACAUAUCCUAUUGACGAACGAGAUCGCCCAAAUCCAGAACUCCGAUCGCUGUAUCUCGUCAAUGAUAUAUGAAGAUGACUACAGCGUUAGUCCUCGGGUGCACAGGUGUGGUGGGCUCUCAUAUCCUGUCGACAUUGAGACACAGUGCACCUCAAUUUUCUAGCAUUGACAUCGUCGCUCGACGACCAGCCCCAACUGUGUCAGAAGCUACAGUGCCAGUCAAGGAACUCGUCGAAAAAGACACCACGAAAUGGGGUCCUUAUAUAACAUCGCUAUCUCCACCACCAUCAAUACUGUUCUACGCUCUUGCCACUACACGUGCGGCUGCAGGCGGGUUCGACAAUCAGUAUAAGUUUGAGCAUGAGAUGAACACAGAACUGGCGAAGGCGGCCAAGGAAGCAGGCAUAAAGACGUAUGUCCUAAUUUCCUCCACCGGCGCCCAUCCAAAAUCCUUCUUUGGAUACCCAAGGAUGAAGGGGGAAAUCGAAGAAUAUGUCAAAGGGCUCGGUUUCGAACACACCAUAAUCGUGCGUCCUGGUCUGAUUGUCGCUAAGCGCGAGAAGAGUGGCCUCGAUGAAACUGUCUUGAAAUAUGUGGCGACUGCUCUGGGGCAUGUCCAUAGCUCACUGAAGGACGCCUGGGCGCAAGAUGCAGACACAAUUGCAAAGGCGGCCGUGUCUGCCGCGCUUAAGGCAGAGCAGGGCGAGGCAACAGACAAAGUUUGGAUACUGGCACAAAAAGACAUCGUCCGUUUAGGGAAGACAGAGUACAAAGCAGCAUCCUGAAUUCCCAAGCGGGUGGGUAGAAGCAUGCAAUGUAGUGAUGAUUUCAACACAGGUUGAGAAUGAGAACUCCAAUUGACAUGCAAUGCCGCUAGAUGAACUAUGUCGCUGAAA
Exophiala viscosa is the source of this 911-nucleotide messenger RNA. RefSeq lists its product as uncharacterized. Bases 84 to 800 code for a protein of 238 amino acids. NCBI's taxonomy places the organism in Eukaryota, Fungi, Ascomycota, Eurotiomycetes, Chaetothyriales, Herpotrichiellaceae. The record is from RefSeq and is a predicted model, not a curated record. The transcript is spliced from 2 exons. Gene Ontology annotation, biological process: import into nucleus. Gene Ontology annotation, cellular component: cytoplasm.